CUCUUGCAAGGAUGGAUGGAUGGAUGGAGUGUUGUUCGAUCUUGUUCGUCACUUUCUUUUCUUUCCAUUAUUCGCCUUCACCUCUUGGAUGAAGCAAUUCAUAAUUUGACUUCAAAUCUACGAGACGUGGUGUUGGUUGGUUGUGGUCUUUGGAGCAACUCGUAACAACAAGUGACGCCAAAUGAGCAACCACCAUGAAGAAUGAAGAGCAUCAGAGCAAACCCGCAGAUUCAAGACAUCAUUCAGAAAUUCAAUCAGAAAUAUAACAACUACGGCUCUUCCCAACCCAACAAUAACAACAAUGGGGCUGUAGCUAGUGUCAUAAGCAAAAGAAUUCAGCGCCUCAACAAUCACAACGGUCGGUCGAAGAAGGCUCAGACGUCAUCGCUCACGUCCAUCUCAGUUCCUUCCUCAUUAAAUCCAACAGGUUUGCUACAUUAUUCAGCUACAACUCUAGACCACGAGGACAGUGAUCCUCCUCCGGAAAGAGGUCCACUUCCAUCCGAGGUCAAACAGAACAACCUCUUGUUGAUCCAAAAACCAGGGGAACGUGAGAAAAAUAAGUCGUGCGUGCCCAGGGGGUUCAAAGAAGAUACGAAAACCAAAAAUAAUAAACAUCCCAAUAGUAGUGGUGGUGGUGCUGGUGGUAUUAGUGGUAGUGGCUGGAGAACUCGAUGUUUUAAGAAGAAGCUCACUACUCGGAAAGAUCUCACACGAAAGGUUCCAACUGCACGGGAAUCCCUGUCCGAGCAUGAGCUUCCCACCUCUUGUUCAUGUUCCGAGGCCGACGAGAUCGACCGGGGUGUGAUUUUGAAUCCAAAGUGUUGGUGUGAGAUGGAAACAUCAACAUAUGAACCCAUCGGUAGUCCCUCCACUGGGUCAGAAAAGGAUCCCUCAACCUCCAAAUUGAAUCCCAUUGUGAAGCCUGGCCACCAAGGCGCAAGGACCCAAAUGGACGGCUCAACUUCGUUUGUGUCUGCCACCCAAACCGACUUAGAGGAUGGUCAAGAGCUUUAUGACAAGAAGGUGGACGUAAGGAACACUCAAAUUGUGAUGGGCGUCAACGUGAACCCAAAUUUCGAGGGCGGCGAUUACUUGGAUAGCCAGUCGAAGAGGAAUGAAGGCCUAGAUCCCGAACGAAGGGCAAAGCCUCUCUUUGGCCAGGCCGGACAGAGCCAAAAGAACCCGAAACAACGCACCAAAAGAACCAAGAGCACCAAGACCCGAGCAUCCAAUAUGGUCGAAUCCGAUAACGACAGUGAGGAGAAAGAUAGGGAUGUGGAGUCGGGUUCUAUCAGAGAGACAAUGAAUCAAGAUGCAGGUCAAGCGAAAUCCGAACCAGAUCCCAACCGACGACCGCGGCCCAAUUUAAAGCGGGAUGACUCCUUUGCUGGACUCAAUUUUGACAUCGUCACCGUUGGUAGUAAAUCAAGGAAAACACAAAAGAAGGAGAAAAAAGGCCGAGGCAAAGGAUGGAGCAAGUCCAAGAUAUUGCUACUUUUGUGGACCAUCGUUGGAUUGGUGCUCUGGGUUAUUGUCUACAUGAUUCUGAGAUUAUUUUUAAUUAUCUAAUUUCUUCAUAUCAAGUGUCUAGUCUCACCGUUUUUGUAUGAUCAACUUGAAUUUGUUCAAAGAGGGGAUAAUCAAGGAAUCAAAUUUAUAUAUGUCCAACCAAAUUCUCCGUGCGUUUUAGUUUUCAUAAAUCCAAAAUUUGCUUUGAUAUC
Messenger RNA from Tigriopus californicus, 1724 nucleotides. RefSeq lists its product as uncharacterized. Lineage: Eukaryota; Metazoa; Arthropoda; Copepoda; Harpacticoida; Harpacticidae. The coding region runs from base 202 to 1572 and encodes 456 amino acids. The record is from RefSeq and is a predicted model, not a curated record. The transcript has 3 exons.